AUGGUUGCCUUGUCGCCCGACAGCCACGAAAUAGCACUGGACCUAGCCGGUUUGUCGACUCGUGCUGGCAUAGCUUGGAGACCAUGCGACGGCGGAAAUGCUAACAGCUCUUAUUCACAGUCGGGAGUCAACGCGGAUAGAACUAUUAUAGUUGGAGAAGACAACGGACUCGAUUCGCCUGACACUCUCGUAUUGAAACACGAAGAGGCGGUUCGAGCAGCCGACGGAAGAGGCCCACGAAGGGAUUCUCUUACCAACCUAGACAUGGCAACCUACAGUAAAGCCCAGCUGCCCUCAGUGCCAGGAUAUGACACAGCCCGAUAUCAAGACUCAACCUACGACCAGUACCCGGCUCAAAACUUUGCCGUCCAGCAAACAGAGAAAUAUGCCCAUCUAAACCAGCAGUCCUUUGCGUCUAACAAUGGAGUCGCUCAGUACAUCCACACUGGCCCUACCGUGCUGUCUUGUCAGCCGAUGUCUGGCAUGUUUGGAACGAAAAUCUUCAUGAAGAUUUCCUCACAAUACGAUCUGGUUUCCCUAUCCGCAAUGCCAUAUUUCUCAGUAAGCUUUGGAUCCGAGAAGGUGCCCGUUCAAGACUUCACCCGAGACGCCCAAGACACAACUGGCUUCGUAUACUCGUGCAGCGUGGACGCGCCACAGCCAUUGGUUACGGGCUGCAACGGCAACAACGUGCCUUUAUCAUUAAUUGCCGAAGGCCCGACUGGAGAGGAAAUUUCGCGGACGGGUGCAGGGUCUUUUCAGUAUCUCGAAGGGUCUGAGGAUGACAUGACGCGAACAAGCAAGCAUGGGAAGCAUGACAUAGCGGCACCUGGACCUCGAGUUGAUCAGGCGAGUGCCUCACCAAAAACCGUGGACACCCAGUUGCCUCCAGACACGGCCACACAUGGUUACGAUUACCCGUCACAACAGAGCCAAUACGCAAACGCAUUUUCUCAAGGCAACGGCGACAUGAUUACGACGUACAGAAGCAGCAGCAGCUUUACGGAGCCACAUUAUCGACGCUCAGCCCCCUGGAGCGGUUUCGGCGGGCCUCUGGGGAGCGCGAGGAGCUCGUUGGAUCACUCGGCAAUGAGUGGUGCUCGGCCAAGUUUGACGCCACUCCCGAUGCCUUCAUCGGCUGGUAACGGAACCCCACAGCUCAUCCGCACGAGUACCAUUGCGAACGGGGCGGGCGGCACUGGAUCUUAUCAUCCCAUAUCGCUCUACUCCAGCAAGGCCUCGUUGAAAAUUAUUGGUAAGCUGGACAGCAUGGCCGACAACUGGUGUCAAGAAGAGUGGGAAAAUCGACGCCGCAUUGUCAUGUUUCGCAAAUCACAGACGGGCUGUACCUUGACGGCCACCUUCCGGGCCGUUCCUGUCAACGAACGACCGCCGAACAGCAUCUGCGUCUCGUGUAUCUGGUGGCAGGAGAAACAGAAAUGUUACGUGACGUCGGUGGACACCAUCCAUUUGCUUGAGCAGCUUGUUGCCUCGCCCAACCGCUUCAGUGUCGAGGAGAAGAACCGAAUUCGCCGAAACUUGGAGGGCUUUCAUCCACUGACGGUGUCCAAGUCAAAGCCCGAUAGCGAAGAUUUCUUCAAAAUAAUCAUGGGAUUCCCGAACCCCAAACCGCGAAACAUUGAAAAAGACGUCAAAGUGUUUCCCUGGGAGAUUCUUGAUUCAGCUCUCAGGAAGAUCAUUGGCAAGUACAGCGCCACCCCGAGCAGUAUGGUGACGCCCGUGAACCCGACGCCGUAUGCCCCUCUGCCAACACCUCCCGGCCACGGUAUAGCCUCGCAGCAAAGCCUUCCGUCUCAGCAUGGCGAUGGCCAUAGCCAGUACUCGGUGCACUCAAACCACCAUGACCCCAUCCCCUCGCCACGAUCGCUCUCAGGCUCGCAGUCCACAUGGACCCCAUACACAACAGGCCCGACAUACGGAGCGUCCUCACGCGCUCUGAGUCCUGCAAACCGACAUGCAAGUCCGCAGCAGGGCCACCAACAUGCGCCUCCCAUGCGUAUCAACACAAACCCGUUGCCAGCAGUCACCACGUAUGAUUCUCGAACGGUCUCGAGUACUGGCUACAGCUCAAGUGGUUUACACACACCCAUCAGUCAACACCCGUCCUCCACAGCAACGCCACCGCGUUGGGAUAACACAUCCGCAGGUUACUCCGACAGCUACUCGAGUCUGACCUCACAUCAGCAGCCCGGCCCUUCUGUAUAUAGCGCUGGGGCUUACGGCGAUGGUGCCACUCGAGUGUAG
Molecule: messenger RNA, 2265 nt
Organism: Metarhizium album ARSEF 1941
Lineage: Eukaryota; Fungi; Ascomycota; Sordariomycetes; Hypocreales; Clavicipitaceae
Product: MedA
Exons: 2
Coding region: 1-2265 (754 amino acids)
Cellular component (GO): nucleus
Source: RefSeq, a predicted model, not a curated record